UUCGGCUGCGCUCCGGAUCGACUCCUUGGGUUUCACUUUGGUCUGAUCUAAGCAAAUAUGCAGAAGUACCGGCUGGUCUAGUCCUAAGAGCCAAGAGGAGCGAGCGAGAGCGGCAGAAAGGGAGAGCAGCCACGCUCCCGUAGCGAGGGGAACAUACAAACAGCGGCAGCGCCGUGAUUAAACCACCGCCGCCCCGAGGCAGCCCCGACCCACCCUGGAUGCGGAGGACCCCCGAGCCACCCCGCUGCCUUUCCCCUGAGGGAUGGUACUGAAUUUCUGCGCGGCAGGAGCCGGCCUGCAGCUCCUCUCCAUCAGCGUUGCCUUCCCUCCGUGUCUAAAGUGCACUAGACCGCGAUGAGGACCUGGGCUUGCGUUUUGCUGAUAGGUUUUGGCUACCUGUCCUUUACCUUCUCCGAGGAGGCCGAGAUCCCGCAGGAGCUCAUCGAGCGGCUGGCGCACAGCGAGAUCCACAGCAUCCGCGACUUGCAGCGCCUCCUGGAGAUUGACUCCGUAGGAUAUGAUGAUGUUUCAGAAACAAACUUGAGAUCUUACAGUGUUCAUUCUGCUAAACAUGUGCAAGAGAAUCGUCCUGUGCCCAUUCGCAGAAAAAGAAGCAUUGAGGAAGCCAUCCCAGCUGUCUGCAAAACACGGACGGUUAUAUACGAGAUACCUCGGAGUCAGAUUGAUCCCACCUCUGCCAACUUCCUGAUAUGGCCACCCUGCGUGGAGGUGAAACGUUGCACUGGCUGUUGCAACACCAGCAGCGUGAAAUGCCAGCCAUCGCGGAUACAUCACAGAAGCGUCAAGGUGGCAAAAGUGGAAUAUGUUAGAAAAAAGCCAAAAUUAAAAGAAGUUCUGGUGAGAUUAGAAGAGCAUAUGGAAUGCACCUGUACAUCAUCAAAUACUAAUUCAGAUUAUAGAGAAGAAGAAACUGGAAGGCCUAGGGAAUCAGGUAAAAAACGGAAACGAAAAAAGUUAAAACCAACAUAAAACCUACUGGAACUAUUUGAUAUUCAGAUUAACAGGUAUUUAUUGGGAGUAGUAUGAUAGAAGCAAAGAUUUUCUAAAAUUCAACUUUAAAAGUGAGCAUGUAAACUCAAUCAAAACAGCAUUUAGAACUUCUUGUCCCAGGUUAGUGACUCUUCAUGCAGAACAGUUUUUUUUAAGUCAUCUACUUAGAGGAUAGGACCUUUGAUUCUAAUCAUAGAGUUAUUGUAUCUUUUUUCUCUCCUGCAGAUGUAAGGUGAAAAUAAGCUAGAAAAAAAACUUCUCUCUGGGACAUGGAUGUACAUGGUUUGUUACAUUCCUGAACCUACUAUGUAUGGUGCUUAUUGACUGUAUACUUUAUUUGUUCUCCUAUGUGAAAAAACUGGCUCAAAAGAACACUUAAUGAGAACAAAGAGACAAUGUACAUUUGUUUAAUGUGACAUCAAAGCAAGUAUUGUAGCACUCUGUGAAACAAUAGGAAGCUUCCCUGUCCAAAAAAGAAAAAAAAUGAAAGAAAGAAAAACAGAAAAGAAAAAAAGACAGUUGAAUGAAUGGAGGAUACCAAAAGUACUCAAAAACAUGACAAAAAUCUAAGUGAAUAGUGGAUUUCUGUCAGAGCAGUCAACGGUGCUUUACGUCAAGAAAUGUGCCUGCGUUCUUGAUGAAGAUGGAUGGACACUGGUGGACUUCAGGCACAAAAAAAGCAGGAAUGUAUGAAAUGAUCAAAUGCCACGCAAACACUAUAGAACAAUACAUCCUUGCUUGGUGGUGUUUUAAAAGUCUAUACAAAAAAACCUUCUGGGGAGCCUUAAGUGGAUUUUUUUUUUUUUACACCAUAAAGUGAUUAUUAAGUUUUCUUUUUACUCUUUGCCUAGCUUUUUAUUAUCUCUUGGACUACAUUUGCCAAUAACACAUAUAAAAAACUGGUAUAACAAUAAGCAGAACACAAAACAUUAUGGUAUUUCUCCUAGUGGGAUGCAAACUAAUGAGAUGUAUUAAAAUAAAAAUGGUAUACCUAUGCAUAAUUUUCUAGACGUUUCUUGGUUUAUGUUCCCCAACCUCCCCCGUAAUUUAAAGCAUUACAUAAAAAGAAAAAAAGAGAGAUGUGCGUAAACAAAUCAUAGGAUAUCCAUGCAAAAAUCCUUUUUUUUUUUCUUUAAGACUUAUGCCAGUUGCCUACUAGUGAUAUUGUGUUAGCAAUUGUCAUUCUUAUCAGUAUACAGAUACUUUUAUUUCACAUGUUGAAGCUGUGUGAAAUGUACAAAUUCUUGUAUCUGCAUUGUACAAUGUCAUGGUGGCAUGGGAACUACCUUGCUGCAAAUAUUUGAACAAAACCUAAAAUUCUUUAUUUUUGGUAAAAUGUUAUGCUUUAUGUGUAUUCAACAGAAAUAUGUGUUUUUGUAAAGGUGAAGUUUGUAUUUUUAUCUAAAAAUUAACAGUUUUAUAUACCUGAGAAAGCCUGCUAUGUUUUCUUGAACCAAAAAAAAAAAAAAAAAGAAAAAAGAAAAAAAAAGCAUUUUGUGGUCAUAUUUUUGUAGUAGAAUAGCCCAAAUAACAUCAAAAUCUAUUUUAACUAUAGCAGGGCAGAUAAAAUACUCUGGCACCGGCUCCUAUGUUUUCAAAGUGCCAAAGGAUUAAAUGUUCAGUUCCCCACGGAUUGCAGUGGGAGCCACACGGCUAAAUCCUGUACUGCUUUGGAAAUUUAGGGCUGUGCCAGGUAUAUGACAUGGCUACUCACUUGGCCAUAAUCGCUGCCCCACCCCAGUAGUUUGGAUUAUGUACCCUUUGUUUUGUUUGGAUUAUCACAUUGGAUAUGUAAAAUGAACUACUGGAUUCUUUUAUUUGUGAAACAUCUUCAAAGAGAUGAAAGAGUUUUCUUAGUUUGGAACGACAAAAUAGUUUGUCUCGAAGACAGUGUUUCCACUCAAAAAAUAUCUUCAAAUGUGAAUGAACUGCAGAACCUUAAAACAACAAGAGAGAGAGAUUUUUAACCUUUCAAUUUCUUUAAAUAUAGUUCAAACAUUCCCCUCCUGUUCCUGUAGCUAUGUCCAAUUUCAACCAAACAAAGCAAUGUUAGCUAACAGGCAUUAUUGGCUUCAGAUGCUAAUGCAGAGAUAGAGUUAGUCACCGUUCUAUUUUGUGAUCAUUUUCCCAGUGUAUUUGUUGAGCACCAAAACUGGAAAUACAUUUAACUAAGAUUGUCUGUGCUUGUUUUCCACUAAGUGUACUGUUCACAAUGUUAUGCACAUGAAUGUAUGUGUCUGCGUUUAAAAAAGUGUAUAAAAUGUAAUUUAUAUAUUUAUGUUUCAGUGGGAUGCCAAUAAUGUUGCUCCGUUCCUUUUUUGUCUGAAAGAUAUCUAAUGAAAAAACCAUAUAUCCAUUAAAAUCAUGUAGAUGAAAAGCAUUAUGUGACCCACUCAGACACUGUGCAGGUAUGAAAGGAUGUCAAAGUCACUUAAGUGGAAUAAUUUGCAAAACAACUUUUUGAGAGUCCUGUGGUUGCACUGGCAUAAGAAGGUUGCAUUCAGAUCUGUGGGCCAGCUUCCCUGGAGUAACUCCAUUGAGUAUCAUGGAGCUCUGCUGAUUUACAUCACGAGUGAGUCUGGCCCUAUAGUAAAGUCUUGGGAAAAAAGCAAACUGAGAGGCAUGCAUUGUAUUGGUGCCAGCAAAUAAAUGUGUGAUACCAAAUUCAGAAAACCAGGAGAGAAUGAAGACUGAAUGGAGACUUUUCCAGUAGUCGUUUGUUUGAGACUUGUAGUCUCGAGUUAAUUUUGUUAGCAGGACUGAAACGCACAUGAGUCUUUGUUCUCAAGCACAGUGUUUAUACGGCAUGCAGCAGAAAACGCAAAAAUCUCAGGGCUAUAUUCUCAGCUAGUAUAAAUUGGCAAAUGUUUUUGACUUCAGCCGCCCCUAAGCUAAUUUACAUCAGAUGAGGAUCCAGUCCACUGCUUUUAAAAUAUGAGGAGUAGUGUCACGACGUGAGCAUCGCUUACUGUAGUCCAGCUGAGAUAUUACCCGCCAGCCUUUCGAACGUUACAGGCUAUGGUAUUAGUCCUUCUUCUUCAAAGUGGCAGAUACAAGCAGAAGGAACAGUAACAUUAAAGGUUGUGACACAGGAGACAUUAAUUCAAAGUUAAGUUGGACAUUUCAAGGGCCAUAUCCUCAGCUGGUGUAAAUCACCAUCACUCCAUUGCCUGCAAUGGAGCUGUACCAGCUUACACCACUUGAGGGGCUGGUCCCUCAUUCUUGCUCAUCCCUUUCGCUACUCGGUCCUGCAGGGAUCUCAGAUUGUCGUGUAUGGUUAAUGUAAUCCUGUGUUCUCUAAUACUUAAGCACAAUAAGUGAAUAUAAGAAUGAGUGUCAGACUUAACUUUGAAUGUCCAAGCUCUGAAAUGGUUUGUUUCACCAUUGUGGCUGUAAAUUAAACAGUUCUCUGUGCA
Gymnogyps californianus (California condor) is the source of this 4427-nucleotide messenger RNA. It is a transcript of the gene PDGFA, whose product is annotated as platelet derived growth factor subunit A. NCBI's taxonomy places the organism in Eukaryota, Metazoa, Chordata, Aves, Accipitriformes, Cathartidae. Gene Ontology annotation, molecular function: platelet-derived growth factor receptor binding; growth factor activity. The record is from RefSeq and is a predicted model, not a curated record. The transcript has 7 exons. The coding region runs from base 355 to 990 and encodes 211 amino acids. Gene Ontology annotation, cellular component: membrane. Gene Ontology annotation, biological process: positive regulation of protein autophosphorylation; positive regulation of cell population proliferation; positive regulation of MAP kinase activity.